GCAAGGCGUAGUUGGAAAAUAUACCAAUGUCGGCGAAAAAGACUUCGAUUCCUGGUGCACAAAGAGACAAGCGUUAUGUUGAAAAGCUAAAAGAAAGCAACAAAUACGACGAGUACAAAAAGAAAAAGGCCGAAGCAAUGAAAAAAUUGAGGGCUAACAGAAAAGAGGAAGAAAAACUAAUGCCAAUAAGUGAAUUGGGAAAGACGAUUUCUAUGCGCCGUGCUGCUGGCCGCAAAAGAAGCAAAAAAUAUCGACAGAAAUUAAAACAAUCAGCUAAAGACACCCAAAUUGAGCCUGCAGCCUUAGCGAAAUCAUUCAGAAAAGCUACAGGUGCUCACAAACAUUAG
This is a messenger RNA of Rhagoletis zephyria (snowberry fruit fly), 347 nucleotides long. RefSeq lists its product as uncharacterized. NCBI's taxonomy places the organism in Eukaryota, Metazoa, Arthropoda, Insecta, Diptera, Tephritidae. The record is from RefSeq and is a predicted model, not a curated record.